This is a messenger RNA of Oppia nitens, 675 nucleotides long. Its product is annotated as transcription factor IIIA-like. Gene Ontology annotation, cellular component: nucleus. The transcript has a single exon. Gene Ontology annotation, molecular function: DNA-binding transcription factor activity, RNA polymerase II-specific; RNA polymerase II cis-regulatory region sequence-specific DNA binding. The coding region runs from base 1 to 675 and encodes 224 amino acids. The record is from RefSeq and is a predicted model, not a curated record. Gene Ontology annotation, biological process: central nervous system development; regulation of transcription by RNA polymerase II. NCBI's taxonomy places the organism in Eukaryota, Metazoa, Arthropoda, Arachnida, Sarcoptiformes, Oppiidae.
AUGCAUAAAAAAGUCAAACAUUUAAAUAUUAAGUAUGUUUGCGAUGUUAAUGAUUGUAACCAAAAAUUUACAGCAAAACAAUCUUUAAGUAAACAUAAAUCUAAUGUUCAUUCAAACAAUCGAUCAUUUGUUUGUGAUUACAAUAAUUGUCGCAAAGCUUUCGCACAAAAACCUGAUUUAAAGAAACAUCAAUUGUCUGUACAUUUAAAGCACAGACCAUACAAAUGUGAUGUCGAGUAUUGCGAUCAAACAUUUGCAACAAAAGUUCAAUUAAUUUCACAUAAUUUCAAACAUUUAAAGAAAAAACGAUUUCAUUGUUCAGUUAACGAGUGUUUGAAAAGUUUUACAACAAAUCAAUGUUUACGACAACACAUGUCGAGAGAUCAUUCAAUUGAACCCAAAUUUAAAUGUGAUUAUAACGAAUGUGACAAAUAUUAUUGUUCAAAGAAAGAUUUGAAACGACACAAAAUUGUUGUUCAUUUAAAUAUUAAGCCAUUCAAGUGUGAUGUCGACGGCUGUAACAAACAGUUUCCCAAUAAAUGCGAUUAUUCAAGACAUACUAAUAGUCAUAAUGGUAUCAAAUUAUUUAAAUGUGAUGUCAAUGAUUGUAAUAAAGAGUUUGCAUCAAAACAUGGUCUCAAUUAUCAUAAACAUCGGUUUCAUUCAAUUAAUUAA